UGCGCAAACCGUGCGGCGAGGUGGGGGAGGGCGUUCCGUGUGUGUCUGUGUUGUUGUUCGGCGGCAGCGGCGGCGGCGGUAAGAUGGCUGCCCACGGGGGCUCCGCGGCGUCGUCGGCGCUGAAGGGGUUAAUUCAGCAGUUUACCGCCAUCACCGGUGCAAGUGAAAGUGUAGGGAAACAUAUGCUUGAAGCCUGCAACAAUAAUCUGGAGAUGGCAGUCACUAUGUUUUUGGAUGGUGGAGGAAUCGCUGAAGAGCCCAGUACCAGUUCAGCAAGUGUUUCCACUGUCAGACCACACACAGAAGAGGAAGUCCGUGCUCCAAUUCCUCAAAAGCAGGAAAUAUUGGUGGAACCAGAACCUUUGUUUGGUGCUCCUAAAAGACGGCGACCUGCACGUUCAAUAUUUGAUGGUUUCCGGGAUUUUCAAACUGAAACUAUUCGGCAAGAACAGGAAUUAAGAAAUGGAGGAGCAAUAGAUAAGAAACUAACUACCCUUGCAGAUCUGUUCCGGCCACCCAUUGAUUUGAUGCAUAAAGGCAGCUUUGAAACAGCCAAAGAGUGUGGCCAGAUGCAGAAUAAGUGGCUGAUGAUAAACAUUCAAAAUGUGCAAGACUUUGCAUGCCAGUGCCUCAACCGCGACGUAUGGAGCAAUGAAGCUGUGAAGAAUAUUAUCCGGGAACAUUUCAUUUUCUGGCAGGUUUAUCAUGACAGUGAAGAGGGUCAGAGAUACAUACAGUUUUAUAAGCUAGGGGAUUUCCCCUAUGUUUCCAUCUUGGAUCCACGGACAGGUCAGAAGCUAGUAGAGUGGCACCAGUUAGAUGUAUCUUCUUUCUUGGACCAAGUAACGGGAUUUCUGGGUGAACACGGGCAGCUGGAUGGACUUUCUAGCAGUCCCCCCAAAAAAUGUGCCCGUUCAGAGAGCCUUAUAGAUGCAAGUGAAGACAGCCAACUAGAAGCUGCCAUCAGAGCCUCCUUGCAAGAGACACAUUUUGAUUCCACACAGACAAAACAGGAUAGCCGCUCAGAUGAAGAAUCUGAAUCUGAACUUUUUUCUGGCAGUGAGGAGUUCAUAUCUGUGUGUGGCUCUGAUGAAGAGGAGGACAUAGAGAAUCUUGCCAAGUCUAGAAAGUCUCCCCAUAAAGAUUUGGGGCAUAGAAAAGAGGAGAACAGAAGGUCACUGACUGAGCCCCCUGCCAGAACUGAGCCUGGAACAGCCACAAAUCACCAAGGGUUACCAUCCGUGGAUUCAGAAAUAUUGGAAAUGUCACCUGAAAAAUCCGAUGGAGUGGUGGAGGGCAUAGAUGUAAAUGGACCAAAAGCACAGCUGAUGUUGCGGUAUCCAGAUGGAAAAAGGGAACAAAUCACUCUCCCAGAACAAGCUAAACUACUAGCUUUGGUGAAGCAUGUGCAGUCUAAAGGAUAUCCAAAUGAACGUUUUGAACUUCUCACCAACUUCCCUCGAAGGAAACUCUCUCAUCUGGACUAUGACAUUACAUUACAAGAGGCAGGCCUUUGUCCUCAAGAGACUGUCUUUGUACAGGAAAGAAAUUAACAUCAUGGCCUGACCUCUCUCAGCUUACCCCCCUUUUCCCUUUACUCUGAGAUACGAUGUCACUGAGUAUGCAUUUUGGCUCAUAGGACCAUAGAGCCAAAUUUGGGCAACAAGUCACCUGCCUUCUCUCUUAUUUCUUGUUCUCUCCUAUAAUCAGUCUCUCCCUAACUACCUCCCCUCUUGUUUUCUCUCCUUUCCUAUUUUCUUCUUUUUCCUACUUUUCUCUUUCUUACCUAAUCUGGUGACCAAAUGGAAGUGUUAGGAUAAGACCUCCUAGUACUGGCAGCAGGAAAUAGGUGUUCCAAUAAGUACACUCUUAUAUGGCACUUUUUGGGGAUCAAAUGAUAAUGUUACUCCUCAGACUCCUUUGGUAAAGGAAUGGCUAGAUUCAGAAUAAGAAUAGCCUCCUUUUUAUGUAAGCCCCGUUUUUAGUAGGGAGAAGAAAUUCUCUAACACAUGUUUUGUUUUGUCGUACAUGUAGAAAUAUCACGUAACAGUGUCCAGGAUUUUGUUUACGUGGAAAAAGCAUCCUUUAUUGCUCAUCACAUUGAAAAAAUUUUUUCAAAGGAUUCCCAUCUUCCCAGCUAGAAUUAUUUCCAUGGUAUUUGUUAUUGGCAGAAAGUGUUAAAUUAGGGUGAGUAGCAUGAGGUGGCUUUCAAUACCCUAGCCUAAGACAGCUUUCUUCUUUAUGACUUAUUAUAAACUAUCUUGAUCCUGCUAGUCCUGGAAUGGACAUCAUGUGAGCGUAUUGUGGUGACUGGGAUGGGAAGGUGCUUGCUGUUUUUGCUGGUACAGCAUAUUAGUUCCUUGGCCCUUCCAUUGUGUAGGUCCACAAGUGAUCUAUAGGAAAGCAGCUGUUCAGUAAUCAUGAGUGCAAUGGCUUUUAGUUGUAACCACUAUGGUUAUUGAUUGUCCUAUGUGCUUUAAGGCAUACUUAAUGUAUGUCCCCGGGGAAAAAGAAAAAAAUGCAGCUGAGAGUUACUAACCAUGUCCCUUUGGUUAGAGGUAAUGAUUCGUUUUUUUACCCCUGGUUGUAAGUCUCUAAAAGGCCCUGAUGACUGACUGAGCUUAUUAAUUCCUCAUGCUGUUUCAAAAGGUAUCAAAACUGAAAACCUUUUUAAGGGGGAAGACUUUUAAAGUCAAUUCAUAAGACAACAUUUAGUAAAGGAUGUGGGAAAGAUUACCAGUAUCUUCAGAUGUUAAUGGAUUUUUUCUGCCAACAAAAGCCACAUUCAAAUUGUAGUUGGUGAAAGUUUGUGUUUUUUUUCCAGUAUUAUUUAGAAGAGGCCAUUUGAAUCUAUAGUACUGUUUGACUUAUCAGCUUCAUUAUGCUCAAUUCUUAUUUUGAGCUUUAAAUAGAGUCCUCUAAAGGGGUAGUAGUGUAAUUCUGGUGGCAAAAUCAAAACUUUAACUUGUCAUAAAACCCUAAUACAGAAUGAACCUAUUUCUCAUUGAUUGGGGUUUAGAUUGAAUGAUUCUUCUACUUGAGGAACAUAAAUUGCCAUUGCUCAGAGACGUUUAGGUUCCUAUCUACCUUAAGAUGACUCUCUUGGCAACUAGGGGAUUUAAAAAGGAAAAAAAAAAAAAAAAGAUGCUUGUGUGUUGUUAGUACACAAUUAGAGAAUACGGUUUCUAAUGGUUGGACUUUGAGGGACCCUCCCUAAAGAAUGAGUUAUGUAUCUCCUCAAGGAAAUCAUGGAAAAUUCUGUUUAUUCUUCAGUGAGUCCUUUUGAAUUAAUGUUCUUACAUUUUUUCUAAGUCUGUGUAAGUGCUUAUGUAUAAGUAUAUAAUUGUAUAAAUAUUUAUAAAUAUAUUUAUAUAAUUACAAUUUCAUUUAUACUUUGAGUCAAAGUUCUCUCUUUAGAUUGGUGACUGAGUAAUAACACUUUGGUGUUUUUUCAUAGGCUCUCAAGGCUAACUAGCUAACUAGCAGCUUCUGAUUUAUUGAGAAAGCAUGGUUUUCAUGUUAAUUCCUCAAUUGUAUCAAUGAACUUGGAUGACGUACUUGCUAUCUGAAGAAAAGAUUCUAUACAAAGGUGCAUUAGAGGGUAAAAAAAAUAGUUGGUUGUGGACAAGGUCAGAAAUCUAAAACUUCAGGGAGGUACAGGGUAAGAAGUGAGGGUAUACUCAGCUUUGGUGCUCUGAUGGCACGUAUCUCCACUCUCAGCAAAGUCACAGCUAAAGCCCAAAUCUGUCAAAAAUACGAAGUCAAAAAUUUUCCCUGUAGGAUUCUGUUUCAUCCUUUCACCUACUAGUUUAUCUUUUAAAACAUCCAGAGAACUUGAGACAAUGUAUUCAUUAAUGAUAGGAUAUAUUUCUUUUUGAUAAGCUCAGCCCUGGCAUAAUAAUUUAUGAGAAACCAAAGUGACUUUCAACUUGAGUUACUGUGAGAUGACCAUAUCACAGUGAUUUAAGUAAGCAUAUUGGAGAGAUAGGGCAUGAGAUACUGCUCCAACUUAGAUGAAACUGGGGUGUUUAGAGGACAAGAUGUAGAGGAUCUUGCUUUGAGGCAGGAGUGUAAUUAUCCUGGGUUUGAUAUAGAGGCCCAUGGGGAAGGCAUUAUGAACUGUGUACAGGAGCAGUAUGGGUUGUGCUUUGUUCAAGAACUUAAGCCACUUAGGUAGUAUGUUUCCUCCAGUUUGUCUUAUUUCCUCUGCCAAUUUCUUAGCUCUUUGAAGGAGAGGUUUUAUUGAACAAAUGAAGUUAGUAAGAUAGGUAAAAACAGUCAUUUGUGGUAGGUAUUGGAAACAGCUUGAAAGAGAUUUGAAAAGGUAAUGAAGAAAAGAACAAGAAUGACUUUGAGAGUAAAUGGCAGGAGACAAAUACAGGGAGAUGAAAUGACAACUAGUUGGGGGAAAGUAACAAGAAAUUUUGAAUUUGACAUAGGAAGGGACCAGAGAAGAGAAAGAACAGCCAAAUGAGGGAAGAUUAAGGAGCUAAUUUUGAAUCACAUGCGUUUUCUCCUUUUAAUCUUCCUAAGAACUCUACGAAAUGCAUAUUUUCCCCAUUUUAUAGAUAAGGAAGAAAAGGUUCAGAGAACUUGUUCAGGAUGUCAUAGCUAGUAAGUGGCAAAAUCAGAAUUGGCAUUCAUGCUCUUUCCACUCCUGUGCCGUGGUCUCCUGCAACAGAGGAAUCAAUCUGCCCAAAAGGUUAUCUUCCCAUUGUUUGGUUCUGUAAGUUAUCACAGAACUUAAAGCUAGUGAAAUUUGUGCUAUGCCUAUAAAUUCAUAUUUACACCAUUAUUUUGAGGGGCUGAUUACUAAUUACUUUUUUUAAAUGAUGCACUGAUGAAAAUGUGAAAGGAAAAUAUGGCAUUAUUUGCCAAGAAAAAAUAGAAAGGAUAGAAAAGAAUUUUAUCAAAAUUUUAAUCUUUUUCCAUAAAAGAUAAAAUAAUCUUUUCUAUAUCCCAUCCAUAUUAUAUUAUUGAACCUUCUAUGUGUAUGUUUUUAAAUCUAUAAAAUUCUAUUUCCUUGACUCCAAGUUAACAACUAUUUAUUUCAUACUAAAUCAAAAUUAGAACAAUCUUGAAAUCUAAGAUCUGGUUCCUGCCUAUUUCACCUAGUUGGAAAGACACACUGCACAUGAAAUAGUAGAACAUGUAAAUGUUCACCUUUCUGAGACUGAACCAUAAUUACAAUAGAAGUUUAGAAAGGGUAAAGAAUAGCGUAGGCUUUAGUUAGGAAAAUAAAACUGAAAAAUGGCAAUCACUGUGGCUCACAUUUUCUUUUGACUCACCUGUGUUCUUCAGCUCCAGCUUUUGUAACUACUAGAUUUAGGGAGUGACCAUUAUCAGUAAGGAGUACCUAAUUUCCAAGUAAAAAAGGAUUAUUGAUCCCAGAUUAAAAAUUUUAGCUAGCAAGGAUCUUACUUGGAUACCUAGGAAAAUAACAGAGGGAGCCACUAGCAACUGAAAAGUGAAGGAAGAAUUUAAUUUCUCCAUCCAGGUACAAAUUAAAUGUAUAGUAUAUAUAAUAUGCAGAAGGGGAACUAUAUGUAGGCCUAAGUGUAUUUGGGUAUCGGCUCUGCUCAUUAACAGAAUUGGACUAGAUCAUUAAUUUUCAAUCUGUUCAAAUAAAGGGGCUUGUAAUUAAAAAAUUUGGCAGUGGUGGGAGCUCAUGGAAUUAAGUAUUAAUAUCAUUAAUUCCAUAGAUGGAGAAAAUAUAAAUGAGGAAUUGAAGACCCUUUGCAGAAAUUCUAGGAACCUAUAGAUUGUAGACCACUGAGUUAGAUUAUCUCUGAAGUCCUUUCUGCUCCAAAAUUUAAUGCUUCUAGCCUCUUCCCUUUAUUUUAUAUAUUAAUCUCUAGGUUAAUUUAAAAGUAUACUUGUCAAUCAAUUCCUUUGCUUUUUUCUGUGGCACAGCAGGUUAAGAAUCUGGCAUUGUCACUGCAGGGCUUGAGUCAUUGGCCUGGUAACUUCUGCAUGCUGCAGGCAUGGCCAAAAAAAAAAAAAAGUCUACCCUGACUGUGAUGACUGAAAUCUCUAAAAGGAGAGAUAAUAGUUACAGGUCUAGUACUGAUCUUUUAAACACAGUUCCUUAAUUUUAAAACCUAAUACUGUGUUCCUAAUCAGUGUUGAGUAUGACUAAAAUGUCAUGAAAACCAAAUAUUUCACUGGCCGCAGAGUUAAUUUUUAUUUUGUAUGUGUGCUUAAACAAAGCAUUUUAUUGACAGAACAAUUGUUAGGAAAUUGAUUUGUGCAAGUUGUAGAAUUCACACUUGAUUUUGAAAGAAACAGGUUUUCCAAGAUCCAAUUAGGCUGAAUUUUAAAAUAUUUCUUUUCCCAUGGAGUGUAUCUCCAUGGUGUAAUUCUCUCUCUGGCCCUAUUUAACUAUUCAGUAGUAAAUCAUGGGAUGUGGGUUGAUGAAUAAGUAAUGUCUUAUUUAAAACUAAAUGAGAGAACAAUCCACCCUUCUGGUAAACAUGGGAAUUUCCCAUUAGAUAAGCCUUUCUGAAAGGCUACGUAAAGACAGCCGUGUAUUAUGAAUAUUCAACUUCAUUGAUUUGCCGUGCUUAGCAUUUCGGUUACUAUCUUGCCGUGAAACUUCGUAUUGCACUGUACACAUUUUAGAAUAGUGGCUUGAAUGUUCUUUAGUACUGAAAAUAACAGAAUACCAGGCCACUGUUGAUUUCUCCUGAUAAUGUAGAAAUUUGGUAUUUCAGUGAUGGCUGUUUUGGUCUUUGAUUCACCUCUGUGCCAGUUCUGUUAGAGAGACAGCUUAGAUUUUUUUUUCUUUUUUGCAUUUUAGGGCGGCACCUGCAGCAUGUGGAGGUUUGCAGGCCUAGGGGUCUAAUCGGAGCUACAGCUGCCUCCCACAGCCACAGCCACAGCCACAGCAAUGCCAGAUGCGAGCCUUGUCUGCGACCUACACCACAGCUCAUGGCAACACCGGAUCCUUAACCCACUGAGCGAGGCCAGGGAUUGAAACUGCAUCCUCAUGGAUGCUAGUCAGAUUCGUUAACCACUGAGCUAUGACUCGAACUCCUAGAAAUUUUUAAAUAGAGAUUAUGAUAACCAUGGUAGUUUUCCCAUGAGGUGAUCCUGUGGUUAAAUUAUUAUAUCCAGCAGUGAGAUGCUUAAUUAGAAAAUCUUUUAAAACUACUUUACUUUUCCAUUCUCUUCUUGAUUUUUGACAUCCAUUCUCUGGAAAUGGCAUGAUUUUUAAAGAAAUUGGCUAUUUUUAAGAAAUUCCAUUUCUGGAGUUCCCUGGUGGUACAGCAGAUUAAGGAUCCAGUGUUGUCACUGUGUGGCUCAGGUUUGAUUUCUGACCCCAGAACUUCCAUAUACUGCAAGCGUGGCCCAAAAAAAAUCCACUUCUAAUUUUUCAUCUUUUAUAAAUUAAUAUACAAGAAAAGAAUUCAAGGCACUUAUUUUUCUCUCUACAUAAGAAUUCUUAUUCCAAAUGAGACUAGCUCUCUCCAUGACAUCCCUCCCACCACCUUUGUUGGCCCAUAGAAUGCUGUUGUAUUGCUUAGAAUCUUGAUCAUUCUCAUAAACAUCAUAAUUUUUGGUACAAAUCUCAAAGUAGGGCAUAAUGAAUAUGCCCAACUGCUUUAAUGAUAUGAACUGAACUGCUUUAAUGAAACAUCAUUUAGCAUUUCUCUGAAGUAUUUUCAGGAGAUAACCAAAUUCACUUGUAGGAUUGAGACACAAAUGCCAAUGGUAGUAUUUUGCUUUGGAACAAUCACAUAUUAUUAAUCUAUGAAUACGGCAUGUUGCCAACAGAUACUUAAUUCUGUUGCAACUAACAGCAAGUUUUUGUUGUUUGCUUAAUAGUAUUGCCUUUACAGAGCUCAAAAUGCCCUAAGAUUUUAUAUCCUUUAUAAAAUCACUUGAGUUUACAAAUUGGAAGAAUAAACUGAUCAUAAGAAAAAUUUUAUCUCCAUUAAAAUAAGUUAUUAAUCUAACUGGGCCACCAUGUCAUUUAUUAGACAUGGUAAAUGGGAAACAUUUCAAAUCAUUAGAUAAAUUGACUUGGAAUUGAAUUUUCCCUUCCUUAAAAUCUUUUCUAUUUGUUUUUUUCAUAGACUCAAUAUGGGCAUCUUAACUGAUAGGGAGAGAAAUUCUUGAUCUAAAACCAUUCCCUGCCAUUCUGCUACCCCUUCCUGCACCCCCGCCGCCCCUCCUCUGUCAAGGUCGCUAGGAUAUCUUUCAAUCUAAUGACAUUGGAAUGUUGAUGCUCACUUGGCUAUCUUUCUGUUUUCAACAGAAUGGUUUUAAUAGUAUGCUUUUCUCAAAGCUUCUGUGUUCUUAAUAAUGGAAAAUAUCAAUAAAUGGUGUGAUUCAAACUAUAAAUAGGUUUUUGACACUAAUCAAAUCACAUGCUCUUAACAAUAGCUGUUUGAUAAUUUAUUUCCUUGUAAAUUAAACCUCCCAUGGAGUGACUAUUGCCACCAGAAAAUCCCCUCUUACCUGCUAAUUAGAAUGAAAGUACUAUGUGGCCUCCACUUUUCAGUUACUGAGUAGCAAGCUUAUAGAGGCUGUUUAUCUUACGUGUUUGGGGACUUGGCCCUUGUUACUUUCCUAGGCCUGUCCUUUCAGUUUGGAAAGGCUAUUUAAAACUUGGUGGGGUACAGACAGUACAGCUGUAAGAUAAUCCUCUGGUCUUAGAUCUAGAGAAAUGAGUACCAAUUGAUGCUAACAUGAUAUUUAGACUUAGAGGGGCUUCUAGCCUAUCUUUGGCAAGAGUCUUAGACACAAUUUUAUUCACUCCUUUAAGAAUCUUUUUUUCUAGAACGGUUUUCCUUCUGAUUGUUAACUUCUAAGCUUCGGAGAGUUAAGCAUCUAGUGUCUUUUUUUUUUAACCCUUGAAGAAACAAAGUAGAUAUUGUUCUAUGGAGACUCUCAGGAGUGUUUGUAGGCUCUGUGCAUGCUUUGUAUGAGUUCAGUUCAUUUCGAAUCAUCCGGGAUGUCCAAUUCUGGCAUGUCUUCACUAAUUGUAUUUUUUAAACAUUUUUCAUGUCAUUUUCCAAAUGUCACUUCCCAUCUUAUCCAGAGAGGUUAAUCAAGGAAUGAAAUUUGGGGAUAGGGAUGGGGGUGGGUUGGGGGCUUGAGUGAAGUCAACUUGGGGUAUUUGCUUUAAAGUGUUCUCAAGCAGUUUCUAACAGUAUUUAGAAAUUCCCUGGGAUGUUUGUGUGCUCAGCUUAUUCUGGAUAAAGUGGUGGUCUUAGUAAGAUUUGCAUUCUUAAUGCAGGACAGGCUCUAAAUUUAAUCUGUAGUGUAAAUUUGUUAUUGAAUCCAAGAAGAUAAUGGACAAAGACAGUGCUCCUAUUGUAGUGUUUAUGGCAAGUGCUCCCUAAAAUACACAAAAGUACAGUUCUGUUUUCUGGGCUUUAAUCCCAUGGUGCUAGGAGAUAUCAUGUGUUUCUGCAGUUCUUAAGGAUGGGAAGGCGGCGUUGGGAUCAGUGAGAAAGGGGCAACUGGAUCAUCCACUAAAUUUUUUGUUCAGUACACACUAGAGACCCUCCUGUAUAUCUAGUAAGUGAUAAUAAAGGUGCUAGGGAAAGCCUUAAAUUUGAAGACAUGUGGAGACUAUAGAAUAUCUAAACUUGUAGGAGGAGAAAACAUGCCGUUAGAUAAAGCAGAGCUGUAACUGCUGGCUAAGACUCAAUGGAACUUCCACUUGCUCUAAAACCAGGGAAAUCUUAGAUAACUGGGUGUGAUAUAUCUAUAGAUAUACAUAGUCUAUAGGUAAAUAAUUUCUAAAAUGAGGAUCUUUCAGUUGGUGAUCCUCUGGUUUUGACUGUACCAAAUUGUGAAUAUUCUUACUGUGUUGUACCCAGUUGCUUUAUAUUGAUACUGCAACUUGAAUUUGGGGAGGGGGCGGUGGGACAUUCAGGGUGGGGGAGGGAGGGGAGUGGGACGAUAAGUCUUUUGAAGACAUCAGCUCACUGUGCUGAGAGAGGGACCAAACUCAAGGAAACCUCUAAUCUAUAAAUUCAACUGCUGCAUUUUUUAUAAAUACAUGUAAAUGUCCUGUUGUAAUAUUUGAUCUUGGAAAUAAAAUCAAAAACUUUUCAGUA
Messenger RNA from Sus scrofa (pig), 10073 nucleotides. RefSeq names its product UBX domain protein 7 (gene UBXN7). The record is from RefSeq and is a predicted model, not a curated record. Gene Ontology annotation, molecular function: ubiquitin binding. Gene Ontology annotation, cellular component: nucleus. Gene Ontology annotation, biological process: proteasome-mediated ubiquitin-dependent protein catabolic process. NCBI's taxonomy places the organism in Eukaryota, Metazoa, Chordata, Mammalia, Artiodactyla, Suidae.